Molecule: messenger RNA, 1527 nt
Organism: Malus domestica (apple)
Lineage: Eukaryota; Viridiplantae; Streptophyta; Magnoliopsida; Rosales; Rosaceae
Source: RefSeq, a predicted model, not a curated record
UCAUCGAUUGCUCUGUUCCGCACGUUUCCAUUCCCUUUUCUUUUCCUUUCUUCUCUUCCACUCUCUCUGUAACCAUCCAUCAAAUCCCUCAUCCCUCCCUUUUCUCACUCUGUAAUUUCCCUCAAAGCCCUCACCGAUUCUCUUAAGCCAUUCUCAGUCUCGCCAGCCGUGAGGUGUUGGAGGUCGAUGAGGCGAUUGAUAUGGAGUCGCAGACCAUCAAGCAGAUAUUGGAGUUUUUGUUUGCUUGCGUAGCCGUCAUCGUCACCGUCACGAGGGGCUUUGAGUUUUCUUUAAGUGGUUGCAGUGGGUUCGGGUAAUCAAGUAGAUGACACAAAUGGCAAAACACGAAGAACUCCCGAUCCCAAUUCACAACACCCUCGACGCCGUCUACGGCGACUCCUCCCAACUCGACGAGGCCCAGCUCCGGUUCCACCAGCUGAAGUCCAAGUUCCAGCAGGUGGGUCACCCUCCCCAUCUCUUCGCUCGCUCUUCAGGGAGAGUAAACUUGAUCGGAGAGCACAUAGACUACGAGCGCUACUCGAUGCUGCCGAUGGCCAUACGACAGGACACCGUUGUCGCAAUCCGGAAGCACGACGACGGAGAUGCCGCGAAAGUUCUCAGAAUCGCCAACGUCAACGACAAGUACCAAAUUUGUACUUAUCCCGCCGACCCGACCCAGGAAAUUGACUUGAAGAAUCACAUAGGGGCACUAUUUCAUUUGUGGCUUACUAAGCCAUAUGCAGCUGAUUCAACACCUGGGCAAGAUGACUGUGCAGAUGAGAAACCUUCCGUUAAAAUCCCGGAAAUUGCGGGGAAGGUAGAGAGUGGUAUAAGAAGUCCGGGCUUGCAGUGUAUGUCGCCUGAUUAUGACACAAAGGAAAUAAAAAACAUAUAUGUGGAUUGUAGUGGAGGAAAGCCAGUUGCCUCACGGAAAGUGGAUUCUCCAAAUCAUCUUUUCACUAUCAUCUCUCUCAGUCAUGAUUCAUGACUUAGGGAUCAAGCAAGUGUUUCACUUGUCAGGAGUGAUUGUCACCAUCUUUGUGACAUAAGUCAUUUCUCUAAGAAGCAUCUUUUCCUUUGUGAAAGUCAAUUCCAGAGGAGGAGCUGUUCUGAUGUUGACGACUUCAAUUAACAAGCCUGUGCUGUUGACAUUUUCCCGUGUCCAAUAUAGAAGUCAUCAAACGUUUCUCAGGAUCAAUGCCACUUGUUUUCAGAAUUUUGGGUCGUUGGAGGAAGAAUUUGGUUGCUUGACAUUUUGAGAUUUGUUCGAAAUCUUGCAGGAAGGAAGAAUGAGGCUGUUGAAGCGCAAAAUGAAAGUUUACUUUUAUGCUGCUUGGCUGGAUCACCAUGUGAAAUUUUCAUUUCAAGAUGUAUAUAUAUAUGUUCGCAACUUUUUUAUACUUAGGACAGAAAUUUGAGUUUUAGCAUUACAACUAAAUGUCCAUGGACACAUGAUACGAAUUGGGCAUGCAGGAAUGUCAAAUUUAAAAUGGCAUGAGUUAAGGUUCACUUAUACAGUUGAAUGUU